Molecule: messenger RNA, 6513 nt
Organism: Phyllotreta striolata
Lineage: Eukaryota; Metazoa; Arthropoda; Insecta; Coleoptera; Chrysomelidae
Source: the annotation of a GenBank genome assembly
AUGGGACUAUUAGACGAGGUUUUCCCGAAAAAGGAUUCGGGCAGAGUUCAACCCGCAAGGACUGCGCAAUCGAAAAGGACAUCGGAAAAAUCCACCAAAACAGCACCUGAAAAGUCUUCAUCGACACCAUCUACAGGCAAUACGUUUUUCGAUUCUCUAAAGAGGGUCCAAGGAGCUCUGUCGCCGAGCUCUAAAGCCAAAUCGGAUCCGAAGAGGACGCAACCGUUGCCCGAAGUCCCAAAGCGGGUUAAGGAGCGGGACAAAGAAAGGUCCAGGCCCAAGGAAAAGGAGAAGGAGAGGAGAAGCUGGUUCCGGAGCCCUUCCAGGAGCAGCCAGAAAAAAGAGAUAAAAUCGUCGACGAGUUCUCUCAAUACUCGCGGAAUCAACCAGAAAUUUGGGCAGCAGGAGGUCAGGAAAAGGAGGCCUGUUAGCGCUUUUCCCGAGGCGACUAAUAUUGUAUACAAAAGAGGACAAACUGCGAAAUUAGACGGACAAAAUUUGGGCGAUCUAUCCAGAGCUUCUUCGUUUACUAAUUUAGAUGCUGAUCCUAAAAACGGGAAAGGUGCCAGACCCAAGAAGACUUCCUCCAGAGAGAGAAUAGACAAACUCGCCGGAGAUGGAAGGAAAAUCGAUAAAAAAGGAAUUACUCGCAACAAUAACAAAUUAGAAACCGAAGAGAAUCAACAAUACUCCAUCGAAUCGCAUUCGGAGGAAGAAUUGUACCAUUUGAGAAGGCAACUGCAGGAGAUGGCGCAAGAAAAGACGAAUUUGGCUCUGCAGCUGGGCGAACAGAAAGGACAAUUGAACAUUAUGCAAAAGGAAAUACAAAAACUGAAGCCUUUUCAGGAGGAAUCGAACAUGCAACUGGAACAUUUGACGGAAGAAAAUACCGCUUUGAGGAACAGAUUAAGGGACGUGGCCCUUUCCCCGUUGUCCGACAACGAAAAGAGGCAGUUGCUCUUCGAUUCGCACCGCCACCACAGCUCAGCACCCGCUUCAAUUGCUACUAACAUAAUUGACGAUGGUAACGGAGGUGGUACAACAUGCACCACGCCGGAUUGGGACAAGCACUCCUCCGGUAACGUCAGCGAAGUCUCCGUCGCCUGUCUUCAAGAUAAAAUAAACCAGAUGCAAGAAACCCAUUACAGCACGAACGAGGAACUCCAAGCGACGGUCCAGGAGCUGACCGAUCUCCAACGGCAGUUCGCGGACCUGCAGCACGAGAACGAGCGCCUCAACGAGGAGAAAUCGCUGAUGUUCGACAGCCUCUGCUGCCAGACGGAGCGGCUGAACGACUCCCGAUCGGAGAUCGAAUCGCUGAAGCAGCUGCUCUACCAGGAGAAGGGCGAUUCGGAGCAAUUCGAGACGGCCGUCGAGCGCGAGCAGAAGCUGGUCGAUCUGCUCAAGUCCGCGCAGACCGAGCGCGAAGGUUUGAUGGUCAAAGUCGAGCAGCUGAACAACGAAUUGCAGGAGACCAAGAGCGGUAGCAUCCAAAAGGACGAACAAAUCGGCAACCUGAGAGAAAGAGUAAAGACUUUGGAGUGCACGUUGGACGCCAAGCACGCCGAACACAAAUUGCUGGACCAGGAGCUGGCCCAAGCGAAGGAUCAAUGCAGCGGCAAACAAAUCGAAAUCAACAGAUUAACCGAUCUUCUCGACAACGCUAGAACGAAGAUCAACGAAUUGGAACAAGACAGAACGUUGAGCGACAAGUCCGAAUUGGACGAAUUGUUGGACAACGCGCGAAAGGAGAAGGACAGCUUGGAAUCGGAGGUGGCCCAUUUGAAGGAGCUCCUCGCCAUCGGCAAGAACGAAAUCGAGAAACUGAAAGAGCAGGUGUCCGUGUUGCAGGAGGAAUGCAAAGUGACGCGGAACAACGCCAAGACCACGCAAUCCGAUCUCGAAUACAAGUGCGAGAAGCUCGUCAAAGACAAAACGGUGCUCAACGAGCAAUUGCAGAGCUUCCAGGAGGCCUUGAACGAACUACAGGUCCAGAGUCAGUGUCAGUUAGAAGACAAAAGGCAAUUAUCCACUGUGUUGUCUGAGACGCAGAGGAAUCUUCGGGAGGCCGAAAGGAAGAAUGUGAUGUUAGAAAACGAGCUGGAAGAAAUAAAGAAAGUCCACGCUCAAGAAAACGAAGAGUGGGAGAAAUUUCAGGACGAUCUUCUCACCACCGUUCGAGUGGCGAACGAUUUCAAGACUGAGACGCAACUGGAGCUGCAGCGCAUCAUACUGGAAAACAAAGCUUAUCUGGAUAGGGAGAAGCAAUUGAAAGCCGAAAUCGAGAAGUUGAAAGGUGGUUCUCUAAAAGCGGCCGAUAAAGAAAACAUGGAUCUUUUGUUCAAAAGACCCAGCAAAAGCCGCAAUAAACCCAAACCGGCGGCGGCGCUCGGCGGCAAAUCGGACAGGUCGCAGAGCCUCCCCCAGCCCGUCCCCGUCAAAAGACGCGAAAACAAACCCUCCAAAGCGAAGCGACUCAAAACCCUAUCGGUCGAAGAAGAAAUGCUGCUGUCGUCUUUAAACAACUACCACAAAGACAUCGACAACACGCUCCCCGACGAAUUUCUGACCGAAGAACAAAAGGUCAUCAGGAAGCUGAAAAUCAUCUACGAGGACGAUUUCCACAAAGUCAAACCCGUCGCUCCCAAACCCAAAGACCAGCUGGCCAUCAGCAAGCCGCUGUUAGACUCCGUCCUCACCAAUCCCAAGCUGAUGGCCAUACUAAAAAACCCGCGAGUCAAAACCGUCGAAGACAUGGCGAGUUUCGAGAAAGAAGCCCCGGAAAUCAGACGAUUGAUACAAGACAUCGACAGAUCGAAGAAAGGCAAAAGCGUCGAUUUGGCAUCGCCGAGCAAACCGGAGCACAGAAAACGAAUAUCUCUAAUCGGGAGAUCGAUGAGCUGCAAUUACGUGGACGAAAUCGACGAAAGAGAACAACACUUUAGGCUUUACAGAUCUACUGAAACCGAAGAUUUGACUAAAGCGAUACCCGUUAACGUGAAUAGGGAAUCAUCGAGUUUGGUGCCCAGCGAUUCCGCUUCGAAUUACAAGAGAUACAGCGAUUUCUCGCAGGUCGUGAACCAAGAACCCAACGUGUACAAAGAGAACGUGAAUUAUGCCACGUUGGAGCGCAUAGCGAGGUCCAUACCGGCCAACGCGCCCGAUUGCGCUCUCACCAACGAACAGAAAUUCGCUAGACAACUCCUCAAAUCUCUGGACGAGAGAAAGGAAACCCUGCGGAAAUGGGAGAAGGCCAAGAUAUUGCACAUAAGCGCUCCCACGUUGGAAUCGGUGUUGAAAAAUCCCAAAUUGAAGGAAAUCAUCUACGACUCGAGCAUGCCGGAGGUUCGCAGGAAAUCCGAGCCGCUGUCUCCUCCUGCCAUUCACAAGAAUCUGAAGCACAGCAAAAGCUACGACAACAUUAUGUUUAAUUUCGAUGAUGAGGCUAACAAGACGCCGGUGGAACGAGAGUCUAGUACGGAUUCUAAAUCGAGGACGAGCUUAAAGAGUCAAUUAUUGAAAGACGAGCUAGCUCAAUUGACUCGAACUGUAAUUACAGAAUAUAAUCAAAAUGACGAGGCGACUGAAAUUCCUGUAAAAACGAAACGCAAGAAUACUAAACGCCUCGAAUAUACCAACGACGAAGUCGAUUCUUUACUCUACAACGACACUCUAAACAAGAAAGAAAAAAUUCCAUUAGUCGCCGAAGAAGGCAAAGUCGAUUUGCUACAAGAAAAGAUCAGAAAAAAAACCAAAGCUAGCACCAAAAAUCAAGAAAUUGAACCAUCUCCAGAUGCAAUUCCUACAUCGACUGCACCAACAUCAAUCGACGAAACGAUCAAAAACUUCAACGAAAAAUUACAAACUAUACACGAUUUGAUCAAAGAGGAUCGAUCGCAAGAAAAAACCGAUGCGAUCGUCAUGCCGGAUUUGCUAUUGAUCGCGAACGGAGGCCAAUCCGACGAAUACGACCAAGAAACUCUAUUAAAACUGAACCGAAUCGGCGUGACUUCUCCUCUGAGCUACACAUUGGGAUAUAAAAGCGUAGUCGAGGAAAUCAAAAAACGAUUCUCCUGCCAGGAUAUUGAAGAUCUUGCAGAAGAUAAUAUUGAAAUGCGCCGACGCAGCAUCGAUCUCGAUAAGGAAAUGGAGGAUAUAAUAGAAAGCUAUCUAAAUACUAGAGUAUCUCAGCUCAUAAAGCAAAGCGAAGGGGAUUCGAGGCCUAGCGAGAUAUCCGCUUGCGAUGCUUUCGAUAAGAAAGUAUCCGAUAUUAUUGACGGUGCAUCGGGAAGUAACAAUACAUCCGAUUCUACCGAAAAACACAUCUCCCCAACAAAAAUAACAUUCACAGAUAACUCCUUCUACGAACUAAAAGACGGUUGCGUGAAGAACAUAAGAGCUGAUGAUAGUAUCGUUGAAAUAAUCGAAGCAUUUUUAGAUGACCAAAGAAAGGUAGCUGAAAGAUACAUUAAACUCGAAAAUAACGAAGUUAAUAUUAGCGAAAAAGAUAAAUUUACCAUGGAUAAUCAAGAAGUUGCAACUUUUUCGAAACCGUUAACUAUUGAUGAUUGGGAACUAAUCCGAAAUUGUGCCGAACAGAGAUACUCGAGACCGCUGUCCGAUCUAAAUGAAGACGAUUUGAAGUUUGUUCAAGAUAUAUCCAAACAAUAUGAAAAUGAUACAAACGAUACUAAAGUAGAUACAGCCGAUAAUCAAGAGGAUACAAACGAUACUAAAAAAGAUGCAAUCGAUAAUAAUGAAGAUGCAAAUGAGAGUCAAGAAGAUACAAACGAUAAUGAAGAAGAUACAAACGAUAAUAAAGAAGGUACAAACGAUAGUAAAGUAGAUGCAAAUGAUAAUAAAGAAGAUGCAAACCAUAAUAAAGAAAACAAAGGGUUGUAUAUCAGAGCAGAAAUUGCCCAAGUAGUUGAAGAACAGGAUGAGCCUGAUUCAAAUGUCGAAUAUCGCUGUAAUAUAGAAAUCGACAAAAAACCUGAAGAAGAAACGAAGAAGAGAUCGAGCGCCUUAUCGAAUAUGAGCGAAAAAGAACUCGAAUUAAUCGAAAAAAUAACCAAUGAGUAUAUGAUGGAAGUUCGUCAAGAAUUAGAACUUUCAACACAAAAUACCAAAGAUAUCUCAGUACAAAACACCGAAGAUGUUUCUUCAUCACCGAGAACUAUUGGUGAUGCUUCCACUGGUGUAGGUGAUUCAGAAUCGUUAAUAAAUACAACGAGCUCUUCAAGAAGUCGAGUGAGUUUAAGUGAUAUGAUCGAUAAAAGCAAAAAUAUUACAAAUAUAAUCGAUACCAGUGAUACAAACGUAGAUACAACAAUACCUGCACGAGCAUUGCACGUAAUAUUAUACAGAAACAACAGGCCCAACAGUGGAGAGUUCGUGAGCAGCUUAACCGAAGAGAAAAGUGAUAAAAAUAUGAACGAUACCAACAAAGAUUUCCGCGGAAAAUCCUCCAGCCAACAGCGAGAAACUCGCGUGAAAUCGUUCGCCCGGCACUUCGAGCUCCUCUCGCAGCAGAAGCAACCGCAGCGGGCGAGACGGCGCCCUGACGACGCGCCACCCACCGUCGCCAAACCGACGCCCUCGCCUCGCUCGAAAAAUCAAUCUACCGAUCCAACCGUCAACGUUGACAGUCGCCCGAACGUCAGGAACUAUGAAGUAGCGAGAAACAUGUCCGAAUAUGAAGAAAAUUUCAGUGUAAACGUCCACCGUAAAUUGAUCGAGCAGCCGGAGUCGACCGGCGCCAAGCGGAAGACCGAGGUGCCCGGCUUGCACGAAUCUCACCGUCUCUUGCGCGACGAGAAUGACUCGCCGUCGACGGACGACGACGACGACGACGACGACGCCGGCGGCGCGGAGGGCGCCAUCAAGAAGAGCGAGAAAUUCUUGGCCGGGCAAAUGCCCAUGCUGAGCGACGAAUAUUUGGAAUCUACCGCGCAGGGAUCGUUUUCGGUGAUCCAAGUGGCUGGUACGGCGGAGAAACUGGACCUCAGGAAGCAAUCGAAUCUAACCGUAGAACCGUCGAAUCUCAAUUUGUUCAAUUUGGACGAAUCCGCCGAGGAGACCUACAUAGACAUCAAGAGAUUGUCGGGCAAUUCGUACAUAAGAGUGGUGAACGCGGAUUGUUGCGACAACGACAGCCUGGAAUUGUCGGAUUCGAAGCCGAAAAUCGUGGAUUUCGUGCCGCUGGACGAGGCCACUAAACCCUAUUACAAGAACCACAACAUGCCCGAUUACGGUACGCUCGAACGGGAGAAGACGUACCAAAUUUUAAACGCCGGACAGGCCGAAGAAGUGGAACUUACCGGAGAUUAUUCUUCGAGCAAGAAGACGUGCCGAGAUUCGGAGAAGGUCGGCGUGAGCAAAGUGACGCUGAGUAAAAAGAAAUCCAAAGAUUUGUUUGAUACACCCGAUGAUGUGACGAGUACUGAAAGUACCGUUGCGAGAUUGGGCGUUCCGGAAGCCGAAGAGGAUCCGCGAAAGGUUGACGAAAUUUAA